Molecule: messenger RNA, 2256 nt
Organism: Ornithorhynchus anatinus (platypus)
Lineage: Eukaryota; Metazoa; Chordata; Mammalia; Monotremata; Ornithorhynchidae
Gene: PRIMPOL
Product: primase and DNA directed polymerase
Exons: 13
Coding region: 18-1742 (574 amino acids)
Biological process (GO): response to UV; mitochondrial DNA replication; error-prone translesion synthesis
Cellular component (GO): mitochondrial matrix; nucleus
Molecular function (GO): chromatin binding; DNA-directed DNA polymerase activity
Source: RefSeq, a predicted model, not a curated record
CUUUGAGUCCACUCCGGAUGAGCUCCGAAUCCGCUGGGAGUCCGCGCCGGCUCAGCACCGAGUCCGCUCGGAAUCCGCUCCAGGUUGUCCGGGACCGGCUCCCCGAAGCCCGGGAACCACGAUUUGGGCCUUCGAUGACUCGGGAACCGACGGCCGGGAAGUGGGAAGAGAAACUGAAACGCAUCGAAAAGCGAGCGGGCCACUAUGAAAGGAAUCCGCUGGGCUCCGCGUACAAACCGAGAUUGGCCAGACCGGAGGAUCCCGCCUCCGUCUGGAAGCUCUUCCGUCGCCAAGCGCAGGCUUUUCAAUUUGUCAAAACCUGCAGAGAGGCCGUCCACGUGUUCGCUCUUGAAGACAGCGUGGGCGACGGACACCGGAUUUACCUGGUGACAACGUACUCUGAGCUCUGGCAUUACUACAAGGCCCGGAAAAAUAAGAAAUUUCUCAUGCACUGCUAUGAGGUUAUUCCUGAGAACACCGUGUGCAAACUUUAUUUCGAUCUGGAGUUUGAUAAAGCGGCCAAUCCGGGAGCAGACGGGCCGAAGAUGGUGGCCCAGCUAAUAGAGCAUGUUUCUAGAGCACUGCAGGAAUCAUUUGGGGUGCCUUGUUCCGCUGAAGACGUUUUAAACCUGGACUCCAGCACCGAUGAGAAGUUUAGCCGCCAUCUGAUAUUUCAGCUCCGCGACGUGGCCUUCAAAGACAACGUUCAUGUCGGACGCUUCGUGCGAGCGGCUUUGCGGCCCGCCCCGCCGCCCCUCGAGGAGCAGCCCCGUGCCGGGACCCCAGCCGGCCCGGCCCCCUCCUCCUCGGCCGGCGACGUGGCGGAGGAACCGGGGCCCUCGGGCCAGGGCGGGAGAGACCUUUCCCGCUUCCUGGUGGACGGCAAAGCCGGAGGCCAGCAGCUGUUCGUGGACCUGGGAGUUUAUACAAGGAACAGAAACUUCCGGCUGUACAAGUCAUCCAAACGAGGAAAGAGCGUGACUUUGGAAGUAGCUGAAGAUAACAGAUUUUUUCCGACCCAACCGAAAAAUGUUUCUGAAGAAGAAAGAUAUUUCCUCAGUUCCCUGGUCAGCAACAUCAGGUUCUCAGAGACUUUACGAGUUCUAACCUGCGACCCCCCUGAGGAUAAGGAGCGGAAAACUCCCCACCGGACCAGUUCCGGCCCUCCCGCAGCCACCGUGGGAGGCUCUUGUGCUUCACCGUAUCCGGAACUUGAUGAGUUUGUCCUUUCUCUGGUGGAUAAAGGCGGCGUGAAAGGCGGAAUUCGACGUUGGAAUUAUUUUUUCCCCGAAGAGUUACUGGUGUACGACAUCUCUAGAUACCGCUGGUGUGCCAACGUCGGAAGAGCCCACAAAAGCAAUAAUAUCAUGAUUCUGGUGGACCUGAAAAACGAGAUCUGGUACCAAAAAUGCCACGACCCCGUGUGCAGAGCGGAGAACUUCAAGUCCGAAGGCUCCCCGCUGCCCGCCGCCGUCUGCCUCCCGUUCCUCUUCAGAGAGGAAGAGGAAGAUGUCGGGUUAACCCUGGCGGAGAGUCGGCGGCCCGGAGGGAGGGCGACGCCGCCCGCCGCGGACUGGGACGUGAGCGACGAAGCGUCCCUGCUGGAGGCCGCCGCCGCCGCCGAGUCGGCCGCGGCGGCCCAGAGCGGCUCGCCGCCGCCCGCCUGCCACGCCGGAGCGGGAGAGCUCCCCGACGCCGUCCUGGUCGCGGCGCUGCAGGAGCACGAGGCUCGGUCCCACUAGCCGUCCGGCCACAGGCGGCCCACCACAGGACCCGGAGGCGCUCGGACCGGCCCCCGGCUCACGGCGAGGGGAAGGGGAGUCGCCCCUGACUGCCUGCCCUUCGGGGGCUCGAGGCUGGUCUUCUUGGGCGACCCCCGACCCUCUCAGUGAGCUCUGACUGGCAGGAAGAGGGUGCUGGGGGACCCCUUUAGCGCGUUCACUGGGGUAGUUUCCACCGGAGGGGAAACUCGGGGCCAGCCGGGGUCCAGUUGGCCCAGGACCUAAGGGUUGUAUGAAAGGGCCGCCCUGCCCUGCCCUUUCCCUCAGGUCUCUCCCGGCCCCCGGCCCCGCCCGAGGUCCGUCCGAAGGCAGGUCGUGGUGCCGGGGGUUUUCAGCCCAGGAGAGCAAUGAGAAAGGUUACACUUUAUUUAUAUCCACUCUACACACACCAUACACGCUCGGCACGUGACCCGCUUGCUGGCUAAAGUGUUUUUAACACAGAAUAAAGCGACGCGUGGAUUUACGCAGCAACGUA